GAUUACGAAGUGAGAGUAGUCAAGAUUAGUUUUAUUCAAGUUUAGUUUCUUUUUAUUUCAUCUCUAUUAAUGAGCCUAUGAGAGUCUUAUUUCGAAGAAGACUAGCUCCGUUAGUCACAGUGUCUCAGUCAAACAAUUGUGGCAUUACAAGGUCGUGUAAUGCGACAAAAAUUAACUAUGAAAAUUAUGACUACUGGACACUACAACAGACAGAUUCAACUGAGCCGAAAUGUACUCCAGGUAUCCAACCCUUCGAUGCAAGUAAUAGUUUACUAUCUCAAACUCUGACAGAAACAGAUUAUUCAAAUGAUAAUGAAUUAGCGAAUAUGAAAUGUUGUACCAUUGAGACAACUGAAGACUGUUCACAGAUGGAUGAAUUAAAAUCCUGUGAAGUAGAAGAUAAAUCAAAUUCUCUUGAUAAUGAAUCAUUAGAGACAACAUCAUCGGCAACAACAACAACAACAACAACUACAACCGCUGAAACAACAGACUGCUCUAAUCCUGAUCAGUUACAAAUACCUGGAAAUGAUGAAUCCCAUCACACAGACAAUCAUAACAAUACAGUGUCUAAAAGCAACGAACUCAGUAAAACACGAGUAGCACAAAGGAAAGUUUCGAAAUCAUCCUCUUUUUCUGUUACAACAAAUGUUGUUAGCCAACGUAAAUCAAUACAACAGUGUAAAACUGAACGUUAUCGUAGCGUUAUAGAAUCGCUUACAGGUGUUGGUAAAGCCAGUCAGCUAUCAGUAGAACGUUUAAAAGCAGCUAGAGAUGAAGUUGAGGAAGCUAUAAAAAGUCGAAAAAUAUUUUCAGUACUUGGUCCAUAUAAUCCUAUAAGACAAGCAUUGAGGACACGUGGUUGGGUUGAAAAAUUCGAUACUAAUAAUGGAUCCACAGGACAAAAUGCACAAGAGACGAGUAAAUCAAUGAGAUCUAUCAAUGAUAAUAAAACUUCACGAAGUUAUAAUUCCUUACAAAAUGAUACAACAAUGGAGGACUCUGAAGACGGUGAUUCAGACGAUGAUGUAACUGCAGCAAAUGAAGAAAAGCAACGCGUUCAACCAUGGGAGGAAGAUGACGGAUACUAUGGGAUAAUGUCCCGUAUGGUUCGUUCUGAAAUCCCAAGAUUUAUUUGGUCAUUACGUAAAAGUCAAGUGGAGUUUCGUUAUCUUCAAAAGGAUCAGAUGAUCAAUCAUCAUAGUGGUGCGCCGUUUACGACUAAGGUUGGUUUAUGUCGACAAUUGCGUAAUAUUAGAUGGUUUGCUGAUUGUGAUGCUGACAGAUUUUUUCCACGUUGUUUCAUUAUUAGUGAAGAAGAAGAUCGUCAAGCCUUCAUUAAUGACUUUAAAUUGACUGCUUGCAUAUCCUUGGUAAAAAUGAUCGCCAGCUUGACAGUCGAUAUCUAUCAGCCAGAAUCAGGUGAAACAGUUAUGUGUAAUGUUGAAGAUACUGUGGAAGCUACGAAUGUUGAUGGUGAUGGUGAUGACAGUCAUGAAGACAAUAAUAAAAUUGAUGUCAAUUCUUUGAAAAGUGAAAAUAUCUCAAUGAAUGAUUUAUACGAAGAUAGUGUUCUAUCUUUCCAAGAUAAUACAAUAUCGUCUAAUAAUUCAUGGGAUAUUGACUCACCACCGAAUGAUUCAUCAAAAAUAAUUCAAACACCAAACGAAAUUGUAAAUUUUGCUAUAUUUCAAUGUCAAGAAUUUCUACGAUUUAAGCACAAUGAUGAUUUGGAUAAAUCAAAAAAGCAGUUUCUAGCUCCGGAAUAUCCAUGGGAUAGAUUUCUGUCUUGGUAUUAUCACAUCGUAAAGACACCUCAAUUACUUAUGAAUGCUAAACAUCUCUCACCUCAUUGUCAUCAGUUGUGUAAACUGCUCAAAAAAUGCUGUCCACAAUUCGAUAUGGACGGGGUGCGCAAUGUAUGGAUUGUGAAACCUGGUGCUAAGUCAAGGGGACGUGGUAUUGUUUGUCUUGAUCGAUUAGAAGAUAUUUUGAAAAUUGUUCAAGGUACUGUAUUUCUUGCUGAAGCACGUUAUAUUGUACAGAAAUAUAUUGAACGACCAUUAUUGAUAUAUAAAACAAAAUUUGAUAUACGACAAUGGAUCUUAGUAACUGAUUGGGCACCAUUAACGGUAUGGUGGUAUCAAGAUUGUUACUUGAGAUUUUGUUCUCAAGAAUUCACAUUGGAUAAUUUCAGUGAGGCAAUACAUCUUUGUAAUAAUUGUAUACAGCAUAAAUAUAAAAAUGGGCCUAGAUCAUCUGAAUUACCAGAUGAAAAUAUGUGGACAUGGGAACAAUUUCAAACAUGGUUAUGUAAACAAGGACAUCCAAAUAUAUGGAAAGAAAAAAUUCAACCAUCAAUGAAAAGUGCUGUUUUGAAUGCAUUACUAUCUGCACAGGAAUUAAUAGAGCCUAGGAAAAACUGUUUUGGUCUGUAUGGUGCAGAUUUUCUUUUAACCGCUGAUGACUUCAGACCAUGGCUAAUUGAAAUCAAUUCAAGUCCGUGUAUGUCGCCAAGUACAUCUGUAACAGCUGUCUACACAGCUAAUGUUCUGGAGGAUACACUUAAAGUUGUUUUAGAUAGAAAAUACAGUCGAAACUCUGAUGUAGGACGUUUUGAACUACUGUAUAGACAACAUUUUCAUAGUUCAUCUAGCCUGUACACAGGGAUGGAGUUGUAUGUGACUGGUUCACGAAUUGUUAAACCACAACAACAACAACAACUGGAUAGUACAACUACAUCCCGUUGUUUUUGUUUGAAUAAAACAACACCCAAUCUUGAUCAACAGACAGUAUUAAUUCCAGAGAUCAAUAUCACUGCAACAUCUGUCAAUGAUAUUGGAACUUCUUCUCCUGUUGUUCUUGGUCAAAUCAAGUCACAUAUCAGGAAAGAAGUGAAAUCAUCAAAUCUACAAUCUGAUUUUACAGACACAAUAAAUAUCCAAAAAGAAACAAACCUUCUAUGGCCUACUGCUACGCAUAAACAGCAUGCCAUUCACAAAUCAACUCCAACAAAUCUGAAUGUUAAAGCUUCCUUGAAAUCAUUACAAAUAACUGGUGGUAAUUCACAGUCACAUGUUGCAAAAUUGAAAAAUGGAUUAAAAGACAAUAAUAAGAUAAAAUCCACUUCAAACAUUGAAUAUUUAACUGAAACUAUUGAACAUAAGAAUGAUUCAAUAAACAAAAGUCUUAUAAUAGGCACUGAAUCAAAAUGUCCACAGAAACCAUCAUCACAAGACGGAAUAGGUGUACUGAAUUCAUUGAUGACAAAGUCAGAUGAACAUUAUUUGACAGCAGGUGUUAAAAUUUCUCAUGUCUCCAGCCAAUCUAGUCAAUCACAAAUAAAUUUUAGGCAGAAAUGUGAACCUAUAGGACUGGAAAAAACCAGUCAUACACCUUUAUCCUCGACGAAUAUGCAAACAAAUAAUGAGCCGUCAUUAUUAGUGUUAUUACCGCAUAAAAUACAUAAAAAGCAAAAUUCACUAACUUGUUUAAAACAGAAUAAAGCUAAGUCAUCCAUUAAAACACAACGAAUUUCACCAACAAAUGAAAUCAAGACAGGUAAUUCAAAUAUUGAAACGUUGAACAACAUCACUGUGUCGAAUUCCGCUUCAUUUGACAAUAAACUCAAUAAAUCUUCAGAUGAUAUCAGAAAAUCUUCUCAUCAUCUUAGGCAUAAUGAAGAUAGUCGAAAACAAUCAAUAGGUAAAGUUAACGGAUGUAAUAAACUGCCAGCAAUUGUUACAAUGAAGUCGAACUCACCAAGCCGAUGUAGAAAGCAUCAAGUAACAAGUGAUCAUAAGACAAUGAAUAAGAUUCAUAAAAUACCUGGAUUUGUAAAUCGUGUUAAUAAUAAUAAAGUGAAAAUGAGUAUUAUACACUUUAAUGGUAAAAAUGUUAGCAUAGAUUAUGACCAUUCAUCAUUAUGCCACAAUGAUAUGCAUAGACAUUCACGUAGAAAGACUAUUAUAUUUCGUAAAUUAAAAAAUAUGAAAAUUUCAUCCAAUUUACAAAAAAAGAUAUCAGCUAAACAAUCACAGACAAAUCUUCAUGAUAUACAAUCAGCAUGUUUGAAUAAUCAGCAUAAUAAACCGCUGAAUUCGAAUAAGCUUAGUAAAGAUCAAAAUAUGGAGACUGAUAUGAGUAAUAACAACUUUAGUGAUGACUUCAUUUGCCAUAAUCAUACAAAUCCUAGUGAUGAUUGCGUUGAUGAUGACGACGAUGGUGAUGAUGAUGACAUCUUGUCAAAAUCAGCUCAAAAACAAAAUUCUAGUGAUUCUGGAAUUGAUGAUGGAAGUACAAACGAAUCGAAAUCUUCACACCUAUCAGACAAACCCCUUACGACUGCCAAAGAUAAUAAUAAUAAUAACAGCAAAGGGAUAUUUCAUGAUGACUCGUUGAACACUUCUACACAAUACACCCAAAAGGCUCCAUUUCCAAGCAAAAGUGUGACAAACAUGCAUCCUUGUAAAAAACUCAACUUAAAAUUCUUUACUCGUAACACAGUUGAUCAGUAUCAAAGAAAGUAGACAGACAGGGGAGAGGGGAAGUCAACUCUUUCUACGAAAAUCGCCUCAUUCAUUAAUUGAGUACAUUCUGUUUAAUUUACAACUGAUGUUCACUCUUCAGUCAAAUGUUUUCGUCUUUAUUUUUCUUUUUUUUCUUUUUAUUCCCUAGAUAGUUGAACUGUCUGUCCCCUUAGUCAUUGUAUUGCCUAAUUAAGCUCCUAUUUUUCAAAAAAUUUAAUUUCUUAUUUAAUAUAUUUGAGUAGUACAAAUAACACGUACACAGGUGGAAUUCAGACUACGCUCAGAUCAGAGAAUAGAUAUCUCAGAUGUCUAUACAACUACAAAUUGUCACUUUCAUAUUUUACUAUCAAUUAUUGUUAUUAUCAUUAUUUUACGAAACAUUUCUUUAGUUCAGUUGUAAUUUAUUUGAAUGAAUAUAUAUUUAUGUACCAGAGAUUUCAUCAUCGAUUUGAUAGGUUGAUAAAUAAAUAAAUAAAUAAAAGGAGGAAAUGGGAACAUUCCUUCACCUAAACAAAACAAAAUCAAUAGUAAUGAUAACGACAACAGCAACAACAACAACGAAAAGAACACAAUAGUUUACUUCGAUAAAUGAGCUGCAAUAUUAAUACUGUUUAAGUAAAUAAUAAUUUCUGUGUUGAAAAAUGUACUACUGACAAGUAGUCAGUUGAAAGGCAUCCUUCUUGUAGAAGUCUUUAUACAUUAUUGUUGAAUAGAAGAUUAUUUCGCUG
Messenger RNA from Trichobilharzia regenti, 5254 nucleotides. The record is from the annotation of a GenBank genome assembly. Lineage: Eukaryota; Metazoa; Platyhelminthes; Trematoda; Strigeidida; Schistosomatidae.